Coniophora puteana RWD-64-598 SS2 is the source of this 1425-nucleotide messenger RNA. Its product is annotated as FAD/NAD(P)-binding domain-containing protein. Gene Ontology annotation, molecular function: flavin adenine dinucleotide binding; oxidoreductase activity, acting on CH-OH group of donors. NCBI's taxonomy places the organism in Eukaryota, Fungi, Basidiomycota, Agaricomycetes, Boletales, Coniophoraceae. The transcript has 22 exons. The record is from RefSeq and is a predicted model, not a curated record. The coding region runs from base 1 to 1425 and encodes 474 amino acids.
AUGUCAGGGAACAUCGACGUCAACGAGGUUUCUGGUAAAAGCUUCUAUUUCAUCGUAGCUGGCGGCGGCAUCCCGCAGAAAUGGAACAGCAAUACGAAGUUCGCUUGGAACAGGAUGGGUUUUGCUGGUAUAAACUUCAUGUGGUGGACCAAAUCACCCAAGCAAAUUUGGGAGCGAUUUAGAAACCCCGGUUGGAACUGUAACAACUUCCAAGCCGCUGUCAAGGAGAUUGAAGGGUACUUAUACGCGGUCACGCAUGGGCUAGACUUCCAGGGCUGGGACAUCAGGACCAAUGGUGGAGAUUAUCUGGUUUGGUCUCGUUUUGACGAUGAUCAAGCUGGGCUUCCCAAAGCUCCUGUGCCGAUAUCUGGGAACCCCCGAGGCGCUUUCUUCACGCCCAAGACCAUCGAUCAUAAAAGGUACACUCGCAGCUAUUCUAUGACGGCCUUCUACUUCCCUCACACUCAUAGGCCGAACCUGAAAGUUCUCACUCGUGCUUACGUCACCAAGCUUGUCACCUCGGUACAGAGUACGCUCACAGCAACCGGAGUCGAGUUCACCCACGGUGGGAAAACGUUUGUCGUCAAUGCGUCGAAGGAGGUGGUCCUCUGCGCAGGAUACUCGAGCUGUCAGGUAUUGGUCGGAGUGAUGUUCUUGAGUCUAUCGGAGUACCUCUCAAACUUGAGCUUGCUGGGGUUGGCGAAAAUGUACAGGAAGACAUGUUCUGGGAUCUCGUUCGAACUCAAGGAUGAUGUGAAGGAUAUUACUCUCGACGCUUUGCGGGACCCAGAAGCAAGGAAAGAACAAGUCGAACUUCACAAGAAGGCGGAAGGAGCAUUCACGCCCAUGAGCGCCAUAUCCGACCGCAUCAAGGACGUCUACGCCCUUGCCAAGAAGAAGGUCCAGGACGAAUGGGACACAUAUUCGCCGGGUCUGCAGGAGCAGUACAAGAUUCAGCUCGAGAGGCUGGAGGAUCCAAGUAGCUCACCUGGCGAGCUCGUACUCGUCCCUGGCUUUCUGAGCCACCCCAACCCUCCGAAGCCCGGAAAGAAGUAUUUCACAAUUAUUUUGUGUCUCAAUCAUGACUUUUCGCGCGGCUAUCUGUCGUCAGACCCCAAUGAGAGCCCAGAGUGUGAUCCUCAGUGCAUUCAACUUGACGCCGACCUUCAGACGUUCGUCAAAAUCACCAAGUUCCUCGCAGACUGGCUCAAGGCGACGAUGGUCACUAUAUAUCACACGGCGGGGAGCUUGUCAAUGCUGCCCAAGGAUAAGGAUGGUGUAGUCGACCCCAACCUAAAGGUGUACGUCACCACAAAUUUCUACGUAGCCGAUCUCUCAAUCAUGUCACUUCAUCUUGCGCCGCACACUCUCACUACUGCAUAUGCCAUCAGUACUCUCAAGAUUGCUGUCGUACCCAAGGAGUAG